Molecule: messenger RNA, 1883 nt
Organism: Lingula anatina
Lineage: Eukaryota; Metazoa; Brachiopoda; Lingulata; Lingulida; Lingulidae
Biological process (GO): circadian rhythm; regulation of DNA-templated transcription
Cellular component (GO): nucleus
Molecular function (GO): DNA-binding transcription factor activity; DNA binding
Source: RefSeq, a predicted model, not a curated record
UGUAUAACAGAGUGUGAUAACACUGCGCUGUUCAAACCAGUGUUGACACUGAUUCUUGGAAGUCAUCAGUGCCAGUCUGGAGCGCUUGAGAUAGACUUGGUGAUAUCCAAUCGAGUGUGAAGUAAGCUGCAAUACAAGUUAAUCAGUUACCCAAGUACAACAAGCAUGAACGACGCGCAAUUGCCCCAUCCAUACAUCAUGUAUAAUGGCAGCAACGGGGCAAACACGACCAAAUACCAACUGCCUUCAAACUGCCCAGUCAGUUCCAUUCCAUGUCGACGAACAAAGCGCCAUGUGGCCGAGGAUCAGAAAGAUGAACGAUAUUGGGAAAAACGAAAGCGAAACAACGAGGCUGCGCGCAAAUCUCGCGAGAACAAACGCAAACAGGACUUGACGAUGCGGGACAGAGUCCAGAUUUUGGAACACGAAAACAGUUUGCUUCGCCGGGAAAUCGCUAUUUUGAAAACCAAAUAUGGCGUUCCCGUAGAUCAGUCUGUCCCCUCAGAUCCUGUCCAUUCGCCCUCAAACAUUUCGAUCAAAAGUGAAAACCAAUCGCCUGAGAUUACCCACGAACACACCGAACAAGAGGUCGUUACGGAGUGUAGUUUACCCCCGAGGAAAUCUCUGCUAACUAGGGCAUUGAAUUCGGAGCCUGAGGCACGAGAGACCGACAAACACGCCCACAUUUCUUCAAAAGAGGAAGGAUUCACGCGCCACCCCUCAACUCCCUAUUUGUGGUAUUCUUCGGGAAAAGGACAUGGUCCUUUUUAUUCGCCUUUAUCAGCGGGUCAUAAUGAAGCUGGCGUGCUACUGAAGAGGAGCUACCAUAUGUCAUCGCAGGCGGUUUACCCCGCGUUAAUCACUUAUGAUCCGCAACGACGGGAGACCACAGAGUUGCACGAAGACUUCACGUUAGGCCAGCCUAGUUCCGGUGAAUUUCGAUCAAAUAAAAAGAACGUCGAGGUAGGCCUAUAUUACAAGAGGAAAGGCACGGUGCCUUCGAAAAACAGCAGCGACGAUGAAAGUUGUCGGAGCAAUUUUUCGUCCCCCGCCCAAGAGGUUUCGUGUUCCGAAUCUGAGAGUGAAGUUAACAGGGACAUAAAUCAACCUCAUCCGAAACCGUGCCCCGUCAUAGUGAGAGCGCACGCGCAGUGGGAAGACGAAAUGUCCUCAUCCGAUUCGUCCUGGAGCGUUGAAAACGGUCGUAAAACGCCCCUGCAGGACGAGGAACUACGAGCUCGUUUGAAAUAUCUAAGCGCAGAAUUGGAGAUAAUGAAACAAUACGUUUGUAAAAACGAUCCCACAGAAAAAGCAAUGUUUAGACGGAAAGGAAACGGCGAAUAUUUAAAUUCGAUCAUUUAAAGAUCGAAAUGGUAUUGAGACGGCUACGUUAUUCGAAGUAGACGAACAUGAGUAUAGAAAUAUAUUUUUCUGGGUUUUUCCAUGCGGACAUUGAUACUUUAAAACACACACUUUAAUGUUAUUUUUUUGGGCAACGUACACCUUAACUGAAAUGAACACGGUAAUUAUUGUCAAUCUGUGUUUGGCACUUUGUAAUGUUGAAACACUCAAAUCUGUUUUUAAACACCAAUUUAGUAUUUAAAUAUGUCAGAGACACAUCAAAUGGAUCAAGCACAAAAAUGUCACCGUAAAUACAUUUAAAAUAAAUCAUUAAUUGAUUCUUCAGGCACAAAGAUGAAGAUACGGAGUUCUUCAGGCUUUUUUUUUUUUUUUGUAAUUUGUUAAAUGACUACAACUUUGAAUUAAAACAUUCAGGUCUACAUGUAAUUUUGUCAAAUAUUAGUGGAACUUCAUAAAAUUUAGUUCGCUAUUUCUUUCAGUAUAUUUUAAAAGUUGCCUAUUUAUUGUGUAAUAACCCAAUA